UACUACUGCCGGGGAGAAAGCGUCCGCUGGUUUGCAACCAUCGUAAGAGACCUCGACUAUUAUCAUAAAAUCGGCGAAAAUAGUUAACAGUUAUAUUGAGUCUUUUUAACGGGUUUCUCUACAUUCUUUUAAACUGCAUAGCUACGAGCAUUUGUCAACCGUCUUCCUAUUGUAGCCUACGCGUUUUACAUAUUUCAACUCAAACAGAAAGUUGCUGUUCAGUCUCAGUAGCUCGGAGCUGGACAGAAAUGAGCAGCCCUGAUGCUGGGUAUGCUAGUGACGAUCAGACCCAGGCAAGGUGCGCGAUGUCAAUCAUGAUGCCUGGUAUUGGACACUGCCAGUGGACAGACCCGCUCAGUCCUCUGGGAGAAGUUAAGAUCAAAAGCGAAUCAUGUUCCACGGGCUCUGGGAAUCAAAGCCGAGGGAAAAGCGAGCCGCGGAUCCGUCGACCCAUGAAUGCGUUCAUGGUGUGGGCAAAGGACGAACGCAAACGGCUGGCACAGCAGAACCCAGAUUUGCACAAUGCGGAGUUGAGUAAAAUGCUAGGAAAAUCUUGGAAAGCACUGCCAGUUACUGAAAAGCGCCCAUUUGUGGAGGAGGCAGAGCGUCUGAGGGUGCAGCAUAUGCAGGACCAUCCCAACUACAAGUACCGGCCGAGACGGAGGAAGCAGGUUAAGAGGAUCAAGAGGCUGGAGUCUGGCUUCCUGGUGCACGGCGUGUCUGACCACCAGGGCCCAUCCCUGGGGAGCGACGGCAGAGUGUGUGUGGACAACCUGGGUGUGAACUACCACGAGCACGGCUACCAGGUCCCGAGCCAGCUGUCUCAGCUCGGCCACUACAGGGAACCCCAGGGCAUGGGGGCCCACUUUGAGUCCUACAACCUGCCCACGCCAGACACCUCCCCCCUGGAUGUUGUGGAGAACGAUUCUGUCUUUUUCCCUCCGCACGCCCAAGAAGAAUGCCACAUGAUGCCCGCGUAUGCCUACCACCCGCAGGCUGUAGCCGAGUACCCCCCCCAAGACCACCACGGCAACCCCCUUCUCCACAGACACCUGCCCCCUGCGGAGCAGCUGGGCCAGGCUGGGUCCUUGUCCGGUUACGUGGGCUGCCCGAACCCCCUGGCCAUGUACUACAGCCAGCACUGUAACUCUGGCAACCCCAAACGGCACCAGGGCCACCAGGCCGGACAGCUCUCGCCUCCGCCCGACUCCCACUCGGCCGAGAACGUGGAGCAGAUGCACCAGUCGGAGCUCCUGGGGGAUGUGGACCGGAACGAAUUUGAGCAGUACCUGAACUCCUCCGUGAGGCCGGACCUCGCAGGCCUGUCGUUCGGUGGCCACGAGCCCAACAUGGCGGCUCCGGAGAGCCUCAUCUCCUCCGUCCUCUCCGAUGCCAGCACAGCCGUGUAUUACUGCAAUUACAACAAUGCAUAACUGCACCUUCCCCCCACACACACUGUCUGGCUCGAGGAAAUGCAUCCAAAUUGUCAGUACAGCGCCAGUGUAUUAUUUACAUAAUGCCACUCUGUGUCUGAAGCAAAAAUAGGCAGAAAUGGGUAUUUCAUGUUUGUGUUUUACAAAUGACGAAAGUUUAAAAAUGAAAUGUCUCACCGUAAAGCCAAUAAAAAUCCCUUAAGGCAUUGUAAUGAAAAGUUGAAAUACUUUGCCCAUUUGGCUGCUUAUUUGUAAUAAAAAUCUGUAUUUAAUGGGAGGGAACUAACAUCUCUCAAAAAUACAGGAAAUCUGUAAAUAGCAUUUGAUUAUGAAACAAAUGUACAGAUUAGUAUUUGUAAGGUGUAUGUAUAGGUGUUUUAUACUUUUGCACUUUUGAAAAUAAAAACCUGACUAGA
Molecule: messenger RNA, 1849 nt
Organism: Conger conger (European conger)
Lineage: Eukaryota; Metazoa; Chordata; Actinopteri; Anguilliformes; Congridae
Product: transcription factor Sox-17-alpha-like
Exons: 2
Coding region: 249-1433 (394 amino acids)
Biological process (GO): heart development; angiogenesis; vasculogenesis
Molecular function (GO): DNA-binding transcription activator activity, RNA polymerase II-specific; RNA polymerase II cis-regulatory region sequence-specific DNA binding
Source: RefSeq, a predicted model, not a curated record